Molecule: messenger RNA, 977 nt
Organism: Moneuplotes crassus
Lineage: Eukaryota; Ciliophora; Spirotrichea; Euplotida; Euplotidae
Source: the annotation of a GenBank genome assembly
CUUUUGAUAACUUGAUAUUGAUAAUAAUUUUAAUAAUGAAUAAAAUAUCGCUCCCUUUUGAAACUCUUGAAUGCAAGAAAUGUAGAAUGGUGUUUAAAGAUAGACAAACUUGGGCUAACCACUUUAAAAAAUUCUGUUCUGACAACAACGUCUAUGGAUCAUAUGAAGGACUUGCCAAAAGGGAGAAGGAGCUCAAAUUCACAUUGAAUAAAGCAUUUGAUAAUUUAUCAAUCUCUAAUAUGAAACAUUACUUAAAAGGUGUUCCAGACAAGAAGAAAUUGAGAAAUCCUGACCUAGACAUGAGCACUAACACAGUUGAUCCUGGGAUGAAUCAAUACAUUGACCAGAUGUCUUUAGACAAUAUUAGGGGGCAUUUCCACUCCACCUAUGACCGUCAUGCUGAUAUCACCAAGGAGCAGCUCCGUACUAAAGAAUCUGAGCUCAUCAGGGAGAUCAAGAUGCGAAAAGAGAAACGUAAGAAAGAGAACGAAUUAAGAUCUAUAAACAACAGAAUAUUCGGAGAAUUGGCACUUGAAUAUCCUAAUUUGAAGCAUAAACCAGCCACUAAGGAUCUUCAGAGAAUCGGAGAAGGGAUAGAAAACUGCCUAGUGAAAGAUAAGAGGAGAGAACUGGAAAAAUGAUUCGUAGAUAGAGAGUCCUCCUUACUCCAAGAGAAGCAGAACAGGCUUGACGUUUAUAGUUAUGCCCAGGAGUUUAUACAAGAGGAUCAAGGCAAGAAGCGAUUCGACUCAAAAUCAACCGAUGCCAGAAAGGCAAAUGUUGAAAGAAUAAUUAAACAGAAUACAAGGCAAGGCUCUGAGGCAAAAGAAUGAAGAAAUAAUGGAAGACUUUAGAAAAGCAUCUAAUCCUAAUACCUACCCUGAAUUUAUGAAGGGGUCUUUCCGAAGAUGGGUUGGCUAUGACGGAAAGUAUCUUAAACCUAAAGCUUUGUAAUUUCUUUUCAAUCUUGAGGUGUU